Messenger RNA from Mytilus trossulus (common blue mussel), 2779 nucleotides. RefSeq lists its product as uncharacterized. The record is from RefSeq and is a predicted model, not a curated record. Bases 892 to 2655 code for a protein of 587 amino acids. NCBI's taxonomy places the organism in Eukaryota, Metazoa, Mollusca, Bivalvia, Mytilida, Mytilidae. The transcript has a single exon.
UAUCGUACAAGGUGUGAUGUAACUUGACCAUAAGUUUCCUAAGAUGACACGAUGCUGCAGCUUAAGGUCAAGUAGAAGCGAUACAUCAGGGUAUUAACAUCCUCUUAUAGAAUAAUAAAGCUGUGGUGCACCUAACAACGGUACACUACGCUAGAGGUGAAGCGCUGUGAAAAUCAAUCGAGUAUAGAAUUGAUCCUUGUCGAUUGUCUGUGUUCUGGCAACGACGAUAUGUUUAAAUCUAUAUCGCCUUUUGACAGAAUAUAAGGGUACAAAAAAUAAUAAUACAAUUAAUAUUCACGCCAAUGAAGCGAUUAGCGUUUUAUAUUCAGUCGAAGAUCUCAGAUAUUCAAUACGGUAUGACUAUAUAGAAACGUAGUGGUGGUAGUGCAGUUUAAAUUAGUUACUAAACAAGACAAAUGACGUGCAAUAUUUUACUCUGAGAAACUUUUAAUAUAGUUUGUCUUGUCUUAAAUACUCUUACAACAUGGAUUCAUACUUAUUUGGAUAAAAAUUUUAUUUACAUAGAAAAUUGGAUUUUAAAAUCGAAAAAUAAACAUAGUGCUCUGAUUUAUAUAAAAAUUCUCACUGGAAAAUCAACAAUCACGAUUUAAUAUUGAAAAGUUCGUUGUGUUGGAAGUAAAAGGAGUUUAAGUUUUAUUAUAUUUUACAAGUUAUUGUUUACAUUGGAUUUUCUCUGCUCUAAGUAAGUAAAUAAAACACAGUUCUUUUAAAUCUAGAAUGAUAAACAUUAAAUUCACAAUUACAGUAUGAUAAUAGACGUUUAUUCUGUAAUUAAAGCCAGUUUGGAAUUAAGUAAUAGAGGAAUAAUUGAGUAAUGGGAAAUUCAUAAGUUAGUUCAAUAAGAGCAUUAAACUUGGAUUCGGCACAAAAAUGUCAGCCAGUUCGUUUUCUUCAAUUUCAACAACACAUGGAGCCUGUAGAACAGAGUUUAAACGACAGAAAACAUAUUUAACUCUCGAAAAACAGUAUAUUAUAGAUAAUGAAUCAACUGAUCCACUACCUAUCGUAGAACUAAAACCUUUUGUUAAAAAAGUAUGGAGGCGAGAAAAAAGUCUGCCUUCUUUUUACGAUAUGUUACCUCCAUCAAAACCGCUAACUACUAAAUCUAAAAAAGCAGAACAGAUAUUUCCACAGGAUCCUCCACCGCUGGAGAAAAUAGAACUGUAUAUUGGUAAUGGCGUAAUUGAAAAUAGAACCGAAUUGAAGGCGAGGCAUACAAGUGGACAUUUAUCGCCUAGAUGUAAAUCAAAGAACUUGAUUCAUCCGUCAGCUGAAACAAAGGCUCCAAAGCAAAUAGAACACACACAAAGUUUAGUUCCUGGCUUUAUAUCAAGAGACGAACGUAGUAAAACAACUUUAAAUGAAAUUCAGCAUUCAGACAGUCCGACUAAAAUACAAACUGGUCUGAUGUCUUCUUUGGAAAGGAAAGAAGUUGACGAACCUUCGAUGUUUAUAAAUUUGCGAGGGGAUAGUUUUAAACCGAAUGGGGCCGUUAGGAGACCUCUUAGUUAUUUCGUUCCACAUAGAAAUUCAAUGAAGAAAAAUGGCAUGUGGCAACAACUUCAAAGUACGGACAAUUUGCCUAAUUACAUUACACGUCACAUGAUGUCUCGAAGCCCUCUCUCUGAUGACACAAGCCGUUCAUCUUCGCCAUAUUAUGAUUCUUUCGAUAAAAGAGGAACUUUACCUUCAAUCAAAAUAUCUUACCAGACACUUGCUAAACGACCGAAUAAACCGAAAAUAGAUUCUGACGAUUACAACACCUCUCCUUAUCACCAAGUAAGUAGAAUAAACAAUGCUCUUUAUGAGCUGAGUAAAUAUGGUGCAGCGUCAAAAAUAGAAAGACAAUUGAGUUUCCAACUUAAAAUAGACUUGCACAAAUUUAGGAAAUCACGUGAUUACUUCCCGUUCGAUAUAACACCGAAUGAAUUAGCUAAGUACUACCCCCCUCCAGCGAUCAAUCUGACAAAUGGGGAAAUACAGAUCAGAAAGGCUCAGCAAUUGAAUACCCCAAUGAAAAGGCGGAAGGAACAUAGACAAAAGUCACAAGUGUCGUUCCAUUCUACUUCUGAUAAAAUAGAAAACCAAGAAUGGGGUCCUAGUAGAACAGAAGACGAAAGACCCAUUGACACUCGAAAUACUAAUUUGGAGAGCGCUUUAGAGAACAUUGCAGAAUCAGAAUCAGAGGAAGAGGAAUUAAAACUUAAAGAAAUUACAGUGCCUAGUCAAUUUGACAAUGUUACUAAUACGCAAGAAAGUGACAGUGCUUUACGUGGAUUAGAUGAUUCGCGCACCGGUUUUACGCAACCAACACAACCAACUAAAACAACAAUUGAUAUAGGACAACAGUCUACUUUCCAUUCAAACAUGGCAGAAGCGACUUCUACUCAGGAAAUGGACGUUGAACCACACGAACAAAAUGAGCGUAGUGCUCUGUCAACAAGAACAUCUGGUAUCAUAUCGGGCGUAAGGGACGCAAAUAUUUCUUUCCUUAACGCAAGCGACAUUCAAAAGGACAGUGAAUCUAGAGAAGCUAAGAGUGGUAAUAUUGACAAAUUAGAACGCGACAGUACUUUUCUCACCUCCGAUCUCAAUACGGAUUAUGGUAAUCCAGAUCUAUCUGUCGUGAGCUGAUGCAUGAUUAAACAGUCUAAGGUUAAGGCUUUAAUUUAAAUUGUUAAAUCUUAUUAAUCCGUAUUGUAAACUAUGCAUAACCCCUGGAACAAACUCAACUGUGAUAUAAAGAAAUAUGCAAAAG